AUGACCGUCCUCAGUGCGACACUACCCAACCUUGGAACGGGUGCUCUGACUAUGCGUGAGGAUAAGAAUGUUUUGGGCACAAGCAAGGAAUCGAGCCUUUUGCAAACCGCCAGCGCUUUCUACAAGAGCUUCGCCGUGGAGUGCUCCAAGGCUCAAGUGUCUGUCGACAUGUUCCUCUUCUCAUCAGUAGGCGAUUCAUUGCAGCCCCCUUGCUGUGUAAACAGGGAUUAA
Messenger RNA from Penicillium cosmopolitanum, 231 nucleotides. RefSeq names its product Protein transport protein sec24. Gene Ontology annotation, biological process: endoplasmic reticulum to Golgi vesicle-mediated transport; COPII-coated vesicle cargo loading; intracellular protein transport. Gene Ontology annotation, cellular component: COPII vesicle coat; endoplasmic reticulum exit site. Bases 1 to 231 code for a protein of 76 amino acids. The record is from RefSeq and is a predicted model, not a curated record. The transcript has a single exon. Gene Ontology annotation, molecular function: zinc ion binding; SNARE binding. NCBI's taxonomy places the organism in Eukaryota, Fungi, Ascomycota, Eurotiomycetes, Eurotiales, Aspergillaceae.